UGUGACUGUUAGUUGUGAUACAGUAGAUUUUAUGCGUAUUAUGAUCUGAUGUGCUAAAUUGAAUCGAUUUUAGUGACAGUCUGACUUUUGCAGAUAAGGAAAAGAAAAUUAGCUAAACACAGCAUUAGCAGCCCUUGCUUAGGGCAGAGUUACUCAAAGCACAACCCUCUUUGUAAGGGUACAGACUUUAAACUUUGUCAGUUUCAUUCAUACUUUCCCCAUGCUUUUACAUCUGCUUGAGCAGUGUGAAAAGAUAUUGUGGUUAUUUGAUUUCUUCAACUGUUUCUAAUUUCCCUGUAACUAAAUUAACAAUAGUGGGCCUACGAAAGCAGAAUGGUUUGUACACUACUGAGAAUAGUGUCUGUUGUGGAAAGUGGGAUGAUGUGUGCGUUGUUUGUUCCUUCAAGCAAAAAUUCCACAAGCAAAACAAUCAACUCCUCACAGUUCUUUCUGCUGUGUUUAUUGGAUGAACAAAUCUUAUAAAUGAAAGGUUUUUAAGUAUUUGUAGAGCUUUGAGGUCUGUUUGGGUGGCCCUUCUUAGACAUUUGUGCCAGUUCUACUUUCUGGUUGAAGACGACAGAACUGCCUAAGAAUCUAGAUUACGAUAAUAUUUUUUUAACACAGUAGUGGAAACAGGUGAAAAGAAUAUGAUCUUUUUGUCUUUUGAGAAGUUCUGAUCGGGGUCUGAUCACAGUAUAUGCUAUUCUCCCCGUACCUAUUCUGUGAUGUGAUAUUUACAUGGAACUGAUACCCAGAAACCCACUGUAAGCCUAUUUUCCCUGCUUGUGGGAUGCUGGUACUUUAUGUUGAAUUGUGGAUGUAUGUUUAUUCUGGUGCUGGCAGAGGAUUUUCACAUCUGUCAUGUCAAGGGUGUUUGCUGUUAGUACUUCUGACAGUUAAAGUAGCGGGGUGUGUUUAUAAGGCUAUUCUCUAUUAAACACAGCACAUUUAUAAAUGCUCAUUGAAUUGGAGUUUGGUUAUAUAAUCCCUUGGACUUGAUGUCAGUGGGAAAAUCCAAAUUUUUUUCCAUCAGUGCUGAUUUUUUUACUGUAAAUCAAGAGAAUGGCACAGUAUUGUCCUUUUGUGCUAGCCUGUGUCUACUUAUGUACUUUAAGUAUAAGCAAAAGCAAGAACUCAGUCCUCUUUUCAUGGAAGAAUUAGGACCACCCUGGCAAAAUAGCUAUGUCUUGUGCUGUCUUGUGGCCUUCUCCAGGUCUUUGUAGCAUCCUGUGGCUGGGAACAGAGCUUUAGCAGGGGCAGGGGUGGUUACCAAUACUUCCAUUCCAACCUACUGGCUGGUGAAAGCUGGGUUAUAUCCAUCUGCUGUUGCUCUGGGUAGCAAAUUGCCAGAUGAUAGGACUGUUCCUGUUUUAAGCCCAAAAAGUGUUAAGUGCUGCAUGUGGCUUUGCAGGGACAGCUGUUGCAUGGAAUGCUUUUUAAAUUUAAAUGAGGACUGCUUAUAAUGUGAGUGUCUUCAGCAAGAGUGCUUCAGUCCCUGGUGAGCUGACCUUAGUGUUCAUUCUUUUGAGCAGGUGAUUUCAUGGUGGAUGUGUACGUCUUGCAUUCUGGAAACAACCGUGUGCAUAUACAGGAAAUAAGGCAGUUGUCGCAAAAAAACAGGACACCGGUGAAAUUUGAGCCAGUACUGCUGUCUUCAUCAUCAACGAACUUUACAAAAGUUGCUUCUAUUUCUUGUAAAGCUGCGUUCUGUGAUGAUGCAAGACCUUACUCUAAUGACAAGAGGAACAGCAUAGUGGAGGGCGCUACAGCACUACAAGCCUGCCUUUCCUGUCCUGUGAUGGAAGGGUAUUUUGAUAUCGAUCCUUCUGCAACAAUGUUUCAUAUUGAACCACACCAUAAUAUUUCAGGAUUUUGGUCCGUAUGGUUUACAAACAACUUUGAAUUCAGCAUUGAACUGAAUGACGUCUACAUAUCUGGAGAAACAAAGAACAUCUUAAAGAUUCUGAACUUUGCUGAGCCUUUGACCCUAUCUCCAGGCUGUUGGAAUGUAUUUUCUUUGAAACUUGAUGUGAAAAACAAUGUAACAAAUGUGCUUUCUAGUAUUUGUUUGGCCACCAGUGUGGGAGUGGUGAUUGAAAUACCUCUGCAGAUAUUUUCAACUGUGUCCAAGCAGGCAGACCUUCAUUUUGAAGCCAUUGCCCAUUGUGAUAUUCAGUGUUACCUAGGAAAGUCUGAUUCAGCAAAUCUGCUUUGGCAGAGGAGUCUCUCUCUGGAUCGUUCAGCCUGGGAUGUGGAUUCUGAGCUGGCAAGUGAGCUUUAUGAAAGAUGGCAAAAAAUAAGAUGCGGGGAAGCCUGCAGCAGGAGAAGCAUUCCAGGAUCAACUCGCUUGAUUCACCAGAAGCAGCCUGAAGAGGAGGUGUCGUUUGCCUUUUUCUUGCCGCGGUUGACUGCAGAGCCCAGCCUUACGCUCAGCUUCAAUGCCACAGCAGUUAAAAGUAGCGUGGUAAAGUAUUUCAUACUGAGAAAUCCUUCAUCCUUUCCAGUUGCACUGCAGCUUCUGCCACUCUCUUACUACCCUGAUCCCCAAGCUUCACUGAGUCUGCUCAGCAAAUGGUUUGGCAUAAAUAUUCAAGCUAUUAAUUUCACCACUACUGAGUUCAAGCUCAUGGAUGAAUAUUCUCACAGGAACGUACACCAAGAGGAUCUCAUCAGCAAGAAACACAGUUCUGAGCUGCUUCAGUUAAAUUUACAACCACUGGAAACCAGAAAAGUUGGUGUAAUUUUUACACCAGUUGACUACAAAAGAGUGGCAUCCAUUAUUUUGAUCAGAAACAACUUGACUGUUCUGGAUGUGGUCAAUGUAGAAGGCUAUGGAGCCAGGGAAUUACUUAAAGUAGGGGGAAGACUGCCAGGUGCAGGAGGAUCUCUUAGAUUCAAGGUUCCAGAAGCUACGCUGAUGGACUGCAGACGACAACUGAAAGACAGCAAGCAAAUUCUGUCCAUCACGAAGAACUUCAAAGUAGAGAAUAUUGGGCCUCUUCCCAUAACAAUUUCAUCAAUGAAAAUCAAUGGUUACAGUUGCCAAGGAUAUGGAUUUGAGGUGUUAGACUGUCAGGAAUUUUUUCUGGCUCAGAACUCAUCACGGGAGAUCAGCAUCGUAUUCACUCCAGAUUUUACGUCUUCGUGGGUAAUCCGGGAGCUUACACUGGUGACUGCUGCUGAUCUAGAGUUUCACUUCACACUUAAUGUGACUCUUCCUCACCAUUUGUUACCUCUCUGCGCAGACGUGGUGCCAGGACCCAGCUGGGAGGAGUCUUUCUGGAGGCUCACUGUCCUCUUUGUAAGCUUGUCCCUACUAGGUGUGAUUCUGAUAGCCUUCCAGCAAGCUCAGUAUAUUUUAACAGAGUUCAUGAAAUCAAGACAGAGACCAAAUCCUAGUUCUUCAUUGCAGCAGAACGACAACUCUGUUGAUGUCAUCAGCUCUGAUUCUUACAAGGGCAGCUGUAAGACAUUCAUGGAUUCCUAUAGUUCCUCAGAUAAAGGUAAAGGGAAGGGCUUCCUGUCUGUAGGCACUACUUCUAGCAGAAGUCAAAAUGCUGCAAAGAGAAGUCCUGCAACCUACAGCCACUCUCAGAAGAAACACAAAUGUUCAGUUUACUACAGUAAGCAAAAACCAAAUGCAGCAGCUGGCAGUGCCGUUGCAACUACUGAUGAGAAACAAAAUCAGAUUGUGGAGAACCAAAUCUCAGCACCAAAAGAGGACAUUUGCGCUGAUGUUGUCAGUGAGAACUGGGUAACUCUAAAAUAUGCAAAUGGCAUAAAUGUUAACAAGAAUUUAACUCUUCCAGAAAACUUUCUGGGUAAAGAAGAAAGUGCACUGAACAAUGCAGUUCUCAUUAAAAGUAGCUCUUCAGAAUGCAAUCUGAAGGAAGAUCUUCAAACAUUUAUGUUUCCUAAGGAAACUAACCUUAAAGCUUCUGAAAAUCUAGCUGAGCUCAAGGAACAGGAGUUCUGUCCUGUGAAGAUGUCUAAGAAGCUACCUGAAAGUCACUUGUCAAGAAGUUCACCUCAGCAACAGCCAGAACUGCAAGAAAUUUCUAGGAAGAAUAGUGGGAAUAACCAGCAAGUGCUUCUCAGGAAUGAAACAGAAAACUGUGAGACCUUAAAAAAGCAGAUCAACAUAAAGCCUUCCACUGAGAAAAAGAUAUUAAAAGGGCGUAAAGAAGAGGAGAUUGCUUCUUUUGAGCAAGAAGAUGCAUUUAGGAAGAAGAAACCUCAAGAGAAAAAGGAAGGAAAUGUACCAAAUACGAAUUGGAAUAGAAACAGAUCAUCUCGGAAAAAUAAGAAAAAGAAUGUUAACAUACAUACAAGGGUCCCCGAGCAGAGUGAGUUGAAGCAUCUGUGCAGUGAAUAUGAAAGACUGGACCUGAGAGCGAAUAUUGGAAUAAGAGCUUGGUGUCCUCAGGGUGAUGGGGAAAAUUGUAAAGCAGACCAAAAACCUGGGAGCUUGUCCGUACAGGGAGAAACAGAAAGGUUUUAUCAACGGUCCAAAAAGAAGUGUUUGGAGAAGUUUUGUUCUGAUUCAAGCUCAGACUGUGGAAGUUCGUCAGGAAGUGUUCGUGCCAGUCGUGGGAGCUGGGGUAGCUGGAGCAGUACCAGCAGUUCUGAUGGAGAUAAAAAGCCCAUGAUUACUGCCAGGCAUUUUCUUCCAUCCCGGGAGAAUAUUUCACAAAACGAUUUUCCAUCUGAAACUCCUAUCACUUUAAAUCUGUCUCAUAACAUCUGCAAUACCAGCAGAGACUUGAAUAACAUUCCUCAGUAUCCUGAUACCUUGUGUCCCAAUUUCACUGAUAUAGCUGCAGAUCCUGAAAAGAAUAAAGGUCUUUAUCCAGGAGGAGACUUGUGGCCUCCCCAGCCCAUCUGCCUGACAAACUACAAUCUUGAGAAUAAUCUGCCAUGCAUGAUCCAGGAAACACCCUCAAUCCACAACAGCUUCAUUGACUGGAAUGCAACUUGUGACAGCCAGUUUUCCAACAUGUAUUGUCCAUUAGAGAUGAAUGAAUAUGGUGCUAUUCCAGAAGAAAAUAUGAACUACUCCAGCGGCUUCCUGGGCACAGCUGCGAUGCAGAACACAGCCUUCAUUGACCAGAGCUGCCCCUCCACCUGGAAUGCACCGCAGAACAUGCCGCCUACCUGGGAGCCUGCCAGUUAUGUCAGCUCCACACCUUACCUCUCGAGCACCCGAAGCUUGUCUCCAAUGUCUGGACUUUUUGGUUCCAUCUGGGCACCGCAGAGUGAUGCCUAUGAAAGCUGCUGCCCUGUCAGUGCCACGACCCAACACUCAACCCAUGUUGAGAACCAAGCUGUUAUGUGUAAGCAGGAAUACUAUCCGAGGUUUAACCCAUUCCGUGCCUACAUGAACUUGGACAUAUGGACUACAGCAGCAGCCAACCGAAAUCCAAAUUUCCCACUUUCGAGGGACUCGGGUUACUGUGGAAAUGUGUGAAAGGAAUUUGAUUUAAAAAUGUGAAUAAAGAUGCUUGCAAUUUUGA
Messenger RNA from Lagopus leucura (white-tailed ptarmigan), 5513 nucleotides. It is a transcript of the gene TMEM131L, whose product is annotated as transmembrane 131 like. The transcript is spliced from 26 exons. The record is from RefSeq and is a predicted model, not a curated record. NCBI's taxonomy places the organism in Eukaryota, Metazoa, Chordata, Aves, Galliformes, Phasianidae. The coding region runs from base 1541 to 5467 and encodes 1308 amino acids. Gene Ontology annotation, cellular component: membrane.